This is a messenger RNA of Prorocentrum cordatum, 195 nucleotides long. The record is from the annotation of a GenBank genome assembly. Lineage: Eukaryota; Dinophyceae; Prorocentrales; Prorocentraceae.
AUGGAGUGCAUGCGCCGAUUCUUCGUCGCGGCGUGGUACCUCACCUCGUUCAGCACCCUCCUGCUGAACAAGCACCUGCUGGGUACCCUGCACAUUCGGCCCAACACGCUGGCAGUGGUGCAGAUGGUGUCCACCGCCAUCUACGGGGCGUUGAAGACCGUCGACUUCAGGAAGUGUGCGCGAGACGUUGCGGAG